Parastagonospora nodorum SN15 is the source of this 702-nucleotide messenger RNA. RefSeq lists its product as hypothetical. NCBI's taxonomy places the organism in Eukaryota, Fungi, Ascomycota, Dothideomycetes, Pleosporales, Phaeosphaeriaceae. Bases 1 to 702 code for a protein of 233 amino acids. The record is from RefSeq and is a predicted model, not a curated record. The transcript is spliced from 2 exons.
AUGUGGCAAACUGUUGUCACCAUCAUUGGCAUUGCCGCGCACUGCGUCUCCGCCCACGGUGGCGCACUGAACUACACUGUCGGGGACACAUGGUAUCCAGGCUACGACCCCUUCGGCGACCAAACGACACAAGACUCCGCACCAUGGAUGGUCCAACGCAAGUGGAUCACCAACAACCCCAUCUUCGAGACCAACAACAUCUCCCUCUCGUGCAACACGCCGGGCACACCUGCGCGCGCAUACAUCCCGAUCACAGCAGGUCAGAAUAUCACCGCGGUCUACGGGUACUGGGUCCACACCGUCGGUCCCAUGAUCGUCUGGCUCGCGUACUGCGCCAACGAAGCCAAUGACUGCCAUGUGUUCGACAGCUCCAUAGCCGACUGGUUCAAGAUCGGCCAAAGAGGGCUGUUGGAAGGUACCAUUGAGGAAGGAACGUGGUUUCAGAAGUCGUUUAGUAUGUGGGAUGGCAGUCCGAGUUUGUGGCCCGAGACUGUUCCGAAGAACUUGAGGCCGGGGAGGUAUCUUGUCCGCCAUGAGAUCAUUAGUUUGCAUAGUUCGAAUAAGCCGCAGUUUUAUCCGGAGUGUGCGCAUUUGGAUAUUAGUGGGAGUGGGCGGGAGUUUCCGGCGGAGGAGUAUAUGGCGAAGAUUCCGGGGGUGUGGAGUAUGGAUCGUGAGUUUGUCGAUGUCUACGGUGGGAGUUAG